GGCCGCGUACCGAAAUAGAGGUGCGCACGCGUCUUCCCGCUGUCAAUUUCGUCCGGAUAGGGUGCACGAUUAACCUAUACCGCCCGCCGCAGAGCGAAAGUUCGGCGAGCUCACGCUCCCUCAGGGCCCGCAGAAGGUCCCACGCGAGUGCAGUGUCCCAGGAGAAAAGUGCGUGGUUGCAUAAUAACGACCCAGUUAUGUGUGUGAUUCGUGAUAUAUCUUAGUGCGAUUUAGUUCUCAAAUCUGUUAGAAAACAGAUAGCAGGAAAUCAAAGAUGCUGAAGGGUCGCGGUCGUGACCCGCGGGUCUUGACCAGCCCGCCGCCGGCGCAGCUCGCGGCGCGGGUGCCGGCGCAGACGCAGGGCGUGAGACCUCAGCCUCAGAUGCACUCCUCCUCAAAACUCACUCUGCGCACGCCGACGCUAUCGCGGGCGCCUAUCGCCAAACCAGAGCCAGAUUACGAAGUCGUGGAGUUCCCCUCCGAACAGUAUGUGAACGCCAAGCUGCAGCCGCCACCGCCACCUCCGCCGCGUCCUCCUACAGGGCAUCCAGUUGAAGCAGCGUCAUGCGGUCUUUGCGGGGGCGGAGGCGCGCGGGUCCGCUGCACCGAGUGCGGUCGGCGAGCGCUCUGCGCCUCCUGCGACGACAUGUACCACCGGCACCCUAAGCGCCGCCACCACCAGAGACAGGCAUUAUCCUUGAACCAAAUGCGGGACGAACGACCGCCUCUGCCACCGAAGGCUGCUCCCCCAGUGCCUCCACCGCGAAGACACAAGAUUAGCGGUGACAGAAUGAGCGCGAGUCCCAGACCUCCAUCGGUGGCGGAACAGCGCAACUCGACUCUCGGUUCUCACUCCAUAAAUCCCAUGAUGCACACUCAAACGAUGCCGCUGAACAAUCGGCCGAGUCAGCAUAAUCAGCAGAUACCACCUCAUCUUCAGAAGCUAGCAGCAGGACCUACGCAUCUGGGUAGUGUGCCCUAUUUGCCUGCGGCGCACCAUUCUCCUGCGCCUGUAGUGCCGGCUCAGACCAAUACGUUAGGGCAUCUGACUGGCUGGGGAAGACCACGUGGGUCAUUGCCGGGCUUCAAUGUUCCACCUAACAUGAUGCAGCAACAAAUGGGGCCAGAAAGCUGGGAGAGUCCGGAGAGCGUCCAGGCUCAGAACUGGGGUCGGCCGAUGCGGCGGGGGGCCUCGGUGCUGGAGCUGAGCGGUGGGGGCAUGGGGGGGAUGGGGGGCAUGGUGGGGGCGGCGUGCCCGGGCUGUGCCGGCUGCGCGGGCGGCUGGCGCUAUGGCAGCUGCGCCAGCCUCGACCACCAGCCGUGGGCCGCGUGGCCGCCCGCCUGCUGCCACCCGCCCGCGCCGCUCGCGCACCCUCACGCCCAUGCUCAUCCGCAUAUGCACGCGCCGCAGACGCCGCAGCCUUACCGCAGAGUGGACAGCCGCGCGGUAUCCCGCGCCGCCUCCCGAGCGGGCUCACGCGCGGCAUCGCCCGCUAUGAGCGUGAGAUCUCGCGCCUCUCGCCGGCCCAAGCACCGCACUCCCUCGCCGCCGCCGCUGCCAUCUAGCGACGCCGACUCUGAGAGCGAGAGUGACAGUGACCGCGGCCAUGACAACAGCCGUAGUCACGCCCAUGAUAACAGUCGUGGUCACGCCCACGAGACUUCCCGCAGCCGUGUACACCGCCGUGAUAGCGACAGAGCACGAAGCCGCGGCCCGGAGAGCGAGCGUGGACGCGGAAACGUGCCCGACAGCGAGAGGGGGCGUGGCAAUGAACCCGAGCGCGAGCGCAGGCUCAGCCAUGUUGCCAACGAAGCACCACCAAAGCAAGAGGAGACCGAAGAGUGGUUAGGUCCGGCUCCGGCGCCGGCGGCCGCGGCGUGGCAGUGCGAGCACUGCACGUUCGUCAACGAGCCCGGCGAGCGCGUGUGCGCCGUCUGCUGCCGCACGCCCACCGCCGCGCCCCAGAUUGUACAAGCACCUGGAGACGCCACGAGUGGCCGACGCGCUGACAGUCCAAGAACCGCAGCGGAAAACGCUCGAAGCGUAGCGGACAGCGCUCGUAGCGUAGCGGAAAGCGCGCGAGGCAUCAGCCGACUGGACCUGGACGACGACCCGCCUCCGCCGCGGACUGUCAAUCGAGUGGCAUCGCCAUCGCCAGUCCGCGUCGUCGACAGCCGAACUCAUCAAAAUGGAGAAUCAACAUCAAACAAAACUGUUCCCAAAAAGGAACGCAUUUCUACCGGCUGCGGCCCCUCGCCGCCACGAGAAGAGAACAAUCGAAAACAAAUAAACCGCCUAGUUACUCCCACCCGCGAACAAAGUGUAGAACCAUCGCGACGUCAUGAUAUGGGCGUGGGGCCGUCCCCGCCCAGAGAGACCCAGCAUUCUAUCAGCGUCGGACCAUCUCCACCGAGACAAAAUAUAUCGAUGAGAGUGUCUCCGUAUAAAGAAGUGAAGCAACCAGAACCACCAGUGCGGCACAGCAUCUCAGUAGGCCCCUCCCCUCCCCGCGAGAAUACAAUACGCGCGUCCCCCGUUCAAAAAAAGUCAGCUGGGACGUCCCCCCCGCGGGACGCGAUUGAGAGUCGCUCGUCGUCCACGUCCCUGCGAGCCAACGUAUCUAAUACCGGUACGUCUCCACCGCCGCAAAGUAUCUCCACACAGACGUACGAGGUGCCAAACGCGUGGGAGCGCGCCCCGUCAGCGUCUCGUUCGCGCGCGCGGAGACGCUUCCGCGACGACAGCCGCCGCGAGCGCUCGCACAGCCGGCACUCGCUCUCCAGCGACACGAGGGAGAGCGAACGCAGCGCGCGAACUAGCGGCGGCGGAGGGGGGCGGUGGGAGUGGCGGGAGACUCGCGACAGCAGCCCGCCCGAGUGGAGCGGCAGCGAGCGCCGGCCGCCCGCGCGCCUCACGCGCCGCGCCUCGCACCUCGACCUGCGCCGCGAGCCCCGCGCCCCGCGCCGCGCCAGCUACUACUCGCAGGUACCCCGCAGCCCCCGCGUGGAGCGGCAGCGAGCGCCGGCCGCCCGCGCGCCUCACGCGCCGCGCCUCGCACCUCGACCUGCGCCGCGAGCCCCGCGCCCCGCGCCGCGCCAGCUACUACUCGCAGGUACCCCGCAGCCCCCGCGUGGAGCGGCAGCGAGCGCCGGCCGCCCGCGCGCCUCACGCGCCGCGCCUCGCACCUCGACCUGCGCCGCGAGCCCCGCGCCCCGCGCCGCGCCAGCUACUACUCGCAGGUACCCCGCAGCCCCCGCGUGGAGCGGCAGCGAGCGCCGGCCGCCCGCGCGCCUCACGCGCCGCGCCUCGCACCUCGACCUGCGCCGCGAGCCCCGCGCCCCGCGCCGCGCCAGCUACUACUCGCAGGUACCCCGCAGCCCCCGCGUGGAGCGGCAGCGAGCGCCGGCCGCCCGCGCGCCUCACGCGCCGCGCCUCGCACCUCGACCUGCGCCGCGAGCCCCGCGCCCCGCGCCGCGCCAGCUACUACUCGCAGGUACCCCGCAGCCCCCGCGUGGAGCGGCAGCGAGCGCCGGCCGCCCGCGCGCCUCACGCGCCGCGCCUCGCACCUCGACCUGCGCCGCGAGCCCCGCGCCCCGCGCCGCGCCAGCUACUACUCGCAGGUACCCCGCAGCCCCCGCGUGGAGCGGCAGCGAGCGCCGGCCGCCCGCGCGCCUCACGCGCCGCGCCUCGCACCUCGACCUGCGCCGCGAGCCCCGCGCCCCGCGCCGCGCCAGCUACUACUCGCAGGUACCCCGCAGCCCCCGCGUGGAGCGGCAGCGAGCGCCGGCCGCCCGCGCGCCUCACGCGCCGCGCCUCGCACCUCGACCUGCGCCGCGAGCCCCGCGCCCCGCGCCGCGCCAGCUACUACUCGCAGGUACCCCGCAGCCCCCGCGUGGAGCGGCAGCGAGCGCCGGCCGCCCGCGCGCCUCACGCGCCGCGCCUCGCACCUCGACCUGCGCCGCGAGCCCCGCGCCCCGCGCCGCGCCAGCUACUACUCGCAGGUACCCCGCAGCCCCCGCGUGGAGCGGCAGCGAGCGCCGGCCGCCCGCGCGCCUCACGCGCCGCGCCUCGCACCUCGACCUGCGCCGCGAGCCCCGCGCCCCGCGCCGCGCCAGCUACUACUCGCAGGUACCCCGCAGCCCCCGCGUGGAGCGGCAGCGAGCGCCGGCCGCCCGCGCGCCUCACGCGCCGCGCCUCGCACCUCGACCUGCGCCGCGAGCCCCGCGCCCCGCGCCGCGCCAGCUACUACUCGCAGGUACCCCGCAGCCCCCGCGUGGAGCGGCAGCGAGCGCCGGCCGCCCGCGCGCCUCACGCGCCGCGCCUCGCACCUCGACCUGCGCCGCGAGCCCCGCGCCCCGCGCCGCGCCAGCUACUACUCGCAGGUACCCCGCAGCCCCCGCGUGGAGCGGCAGCGAGCGCCGGCCGCCCGCGCGCCUCACGCGCCGCGCCUCGCACCUCGACCUGCGCCGCGAGCCCCGCGCCCCGCGCCGCGCCAGCUACUACUCGCAGGUACCCCGCAGCCCCCGCGUGGAGCGGCAGCGAGCGCCGGCCGCCCGCGCGCCUCACGCGCCGCGCCUCGCACCUCGACCUGCGCCGCGAGCCCCGCGCCCCGCGCCGCGCCAGCUACUACUCGCAGGUACCCCGCAGCCCCCGCGUGGAGCGGCAGCGAGCGCCGGCCGCCCGCGCGCCUCACGCGCCGCGCCUCGCACCUCGACCUGCGCCGCGAGCCCCGCGCCCCGCGCCGCGCCAGCUACUACUCGCAGGUACCCCGCAGCCCCCGCGUGGAGCGGCAGCGAGCGCCGGCCGCCCGCGCGCCUCACGCGCCGCGCGCCUCGCACCUCGACCUGCGCCGCGAGCCCCGCGCCCCGCGCCGCGCCAGCUACUACUCGCAGGUACCCCGCAGCCCCCGCGUGGAGCGGCAGCGAGCGCCGGCCGCCCGCGCGCCUCACGCGCCGCGCCUCGCACCUCGACCUGCGCCGCGAGCCCCGCGCCCCGCGCCGCGCCAGCUACUACUCGCAGGUACCCCGCAGCCCCCGCGUGGAGCGGCAGCGAGCGCCGGCCGCCCGCGCGCCUCACGCGCCGCGCGCCUCGCACCUCGACCUGCGCCGCGAGCCCCGCGCCCCGCGCCGCGCCAGCUACUACUCGCAGGUACCCCGCAGCCCCCGCGUGGAGCGGCAGCGAGCGCCGGCCGCCCGCGCGCCUCACGCGCCGUGCCGAGCACCUCGACAGCUACUACUCGCAGGUCUAUCCUACCACCUCCCCCCGCAACCCCCACUGGAGAGAGAAAGCCCCAACAGCCCUCGAGUGGAGAUCAGCAAGCGGCCAUGCCGUUUCUACGCGGCGUCCCCAGAACCCGGGCGCGCGAUGUCGAUGGAGGCGCUGGCGGGCGCGGGCGCGGCCGGCGCGGCGUCGCGCGGCCUGGAGCUGGCGCGCCUCAUGGCCGAGGCCGAGCGGCUCGGCUUCAGCGCCGCUGAGGUUCAAGCUGCGCUAGCGCAGAGCCCAGCAGCGCCGCUAGCGUGGCUGCGCGGGCGCUGGCCGAGCCUAUGUGCUGGCGUACGCGCAGCCGCCGCCCGCCUGGCGCCGAACGCGCGUGUUUCCGAGCUGGAGGCACGCGCCGCGCUAGCGAGGCACCGCGGCGCCAUGUGGCCCGCCGUCACCGACUGCGUCGAGAGGCACCGCCGACAGACGGAGCAGGGCACGAGCUCGGAGCGGCGGCUGCGCGGGCGCGUGUGGGGCUCCCCGGCGGGCGCCGACGACGACGCCGCGCCGCCGCCGCGCGCCCACACGCGCGCCGAAGAUAGCUCGGACGAGUACGAGCCGCCGCCGAACAAAUUGCGGGACGACGACUGGAUGUAUCUCCCCCUCGACGCCGCCCGGGAGCCCGUCGAGCCCUGGGCCGUGGUUCCCCACCCGUACGACGACGUCGCCGAUGACGUCGCCGCGGACCUGAAAAGGCUCCUCGUGGGAGCGAGCGCUCCAGUGAUCCCCGACGACUUGGUUCUGGGAGGCUUCCUGCCCGACGAGUUGGCGGCGAUGUCCGCGGCGGACGGCAACGUUGGAGGCAAACCGCAUUUACUAGAUUUUAUCCAAUCUGAGAACGACUUCAUAGAGGCAUACAACGCUCUCACCAGGUCCAGUCCCCUCCCCAAUGUCAAUAAUCGCAAGGAUGGGUCGGACGGCGCCCAUUUUUCGGCAGAAACAGAUUCGAAACGAGACACGUUUGACGUGGAUGAGAAUGAUUUAUAUUCUAAUAUUGAAAAAAACACUAAUAUUAAUAAUAAUAUUAACAUGCAAACAAAUCACACAUCUCAUGAAUUGAUAGACUCGAAUAAAUUAAAGAAACGGUCGCCCGAAAAAGACAAAUCAAAUGAGUCUUUGGAAGUUACAUUAAAUAAUGUUUAUACGAUGCAGCAAACUAGUCAACUUUCUUCGUCCCCGACGAAGCCAAAUAUAGCAGCUGACGAAGAUAGAAUUACAAAUAUAACUUUGAAUUCUAGUCAACAAUUUGAUACGCCAAAUAAAGAUCUCACAUCUAACGUAGAAAUAGAAAAUGCAAGUAUUUCGACAGCAAAUGCAGAGCCGAUUUUAUCAGAUGUACCGAUUACUUCACCCAUACCUAAAACGGUGACUGAAACUAACAACGUAAAAAAUACAUCACCGACGCCGCAAGUUGCAGUCCAAAAGAACAUAAGAAAAGUAACGACUGAAAAUAAUAUAGAAAAAACACAAGCUGAUAUUCAAUCUCAAGAUAAAUCUAAUAAUUUAAAUGACCUUGUUGAUAACACUCAAAGACUGAUACAACAAAUGAGAGAUGAAAUUAAUUCAGAUAUAAAUUCUAUUGAUAGUAGAAACAUAUCACAGAGUGAAGCAGAUAGCAGUUCAAAUGAAUCUGAUAUUUCAACAGAACACGAGUCUAGCUAUAGUGAUACUGAAGAUAAAGAAACUGAUGAGUUAUCAACAAAUGAAAGUGAAAGUUCUGAUGAGGAAAGUGAAGAAGACCGUUUACAUGAAAGACGGCCUACCAUAAUUCAAAGGACUAGUUCGGAAGAAAACGAUCAAUUCGAAGAAGCUAUGGAUCACAUAGAAGAUCAAAUGGAAGACUUCAAAAACACCAAUAUUGAAAUCUUAGAUUCGAUAGCGCGUAGCCUACAAGAAGAGCAUACUAUAUCACUUACCAUCGAUGAGCCCAAAAUAACAAAUGAGAGAAGAGAAGAUCUUAAUAACAAUUUAUUUGUAGAAGUUAAUUCUUUCGAAGAAAUUUAUGCUCAACUAAAUUCAAAUAAUAAAGGAAAAGUUAGCCCUACGCGCCCUGAUCAUAAUAAAUCCAAUGACCAACAAAAUAGCCGAUCAGAGCUAACCUCAAAUAAUGUACAGCCAGUUAUUACAAAUAAUAAAAAUGACAAGCAGAAAUCACCUGAUAAUGCAUCAAUAGGAAACCAAAAUAAUAUAAUUUCAAUUCAAGACGAACCUAAAAAUGUUUCGCCUGAACCAAUAAUGAUUCCCAGGAUAAAUAUCACUAAGCAAUUAGUCGCAAUUUCAACAUUUAAGGCUAUGCCACCAAUACAAUUAAUAAUAUCUGAAAACAACCAAAUAGCACUGAAUGCUAUUAUAGAACAUUUAGAAGGAAAUGAGGAGAUUAAUAAUGAAAUACAAGAGCAUACUGUUGUUCAAAUCACAGAAGAAACAUCCGCAUUAGAAAAUGAUUUUAUUAUUACUGAAACGCCUGUAACGUCGAUGAAAAGCUUGCCACAAUCAUCAGAUGAGGAUGAUUCAAUGGGUACAGCUGACUCAGACGUUACUCCAACGGAACAAACUGACUUAGUAGAUGAUGAUAAUACAAUCUUAGAAAAUAAUACAAAUACUCAGGAAAACUUGAGUAAUAAAAUAACAGAAAAUGUUGAUAGAACAGAAUCAAAAGAUGUCUCUGAUAUUUUGGACAACAAAGUAGAGAUAAAUAACGAAGUUUCGGACAGCAAUAAUAAAUCUCCUGAGAAAAUAAUUACAAAGCCACAAAAUCAGAGUAAAAUAAAUAAAACAUUCAAUGCCAUUAAAUCAAAUAUUCCAAAAUUAGUAAAAGUUGUGCAAAAUAAUAAGCAAAAAGGAGACAAGACUUCUCCAAAAGUUAUAGCUUCCAAGGUACCAGUUCGACGAGGCUCCCUUAAGCAGUACCCCGCACCGGCGCCUCCCAAAUCUCACUUCGGUAACAUUCAAAGCGGUCACGUAAAACAACUUCAAACUCGACUGUUUGAUAAUAAAUUUCCAAAAACUUCCAUCUCUGUGCCAAGUACGGUAGAAGCAAAACCGUCGACAUCUACGAUGCAUAAGAAAAAGCCUGCCCCGCCGCCCCCCACUCAAGAGGCGAAGCAACCUUCACCGUCAAAAGCUGCACCUCCCAAAGAAAAAAAGAGCAAUUUCUUUAGAGAAUCUUGCCGCACGGAAGAUGAAUGGACAGAAAGUGACGCCGAAGAUACCCCAGUGCCGUUUUCUAAAGAAAGCGAAGAACCUAAUAGACCACCGUCACCGCCGCCGCCUGUUACUGUACGUCGGGUGUCUGGACAAAUCAUCGACCUUGCCAAAGUCCGGAUUCCGGAAGGUUCGCCUGAGCGGCAAGCGCGCAUGCUGCUGGCAGAGGGCGCGAGCGAGACGUGGGAGCAGGCGCGGCUGGCGGUGGAGCUGGUGUCGCGCGGCGCGGAGGCGGCGGCGGCGCUGCUGGCCGCGCUGGAGUGCGCCGACCUGCCCGCCGCGCUCGCCUACCUGCACCAGGACUGCGAGCUGUGCGCCGAGCGCCUCCCCGAGCACGAGAUGGUGUCGAUGCUGCGCUGCACGCACCGCUGCUGCCGCUCGUGCGCGCGGCUGUACUUCACGGUGCAGGUCACGGAGCGCAGCAUCGCGGACUGCGUGUGCCCCUACUGCAAGCUGCCCGAGCUCGAGAGCCUGCCCGAGGACGAGUGGCUGGAGUACUUCGCGCACCUCGACAUACAGCUCAAGACCUUGCUCGAGGCUGACGUGCACGAGCUGUUUCAGAGGAAGUUGCGAGACAGAACCCUGGCACGUGAUCCAAAUUUCCGAUGGUGCAUGGAGUGUUCCUCGGGAUUCUUUGUGCACCCGAAACAAAAGAAAAUCCGUUGCCCGGAGUGCCGGUCAGUGAGCUGCGCCAAAUGUAGGAAACAGUGGUCUGUUAACCACGAGGGCUUGACUUGCGAGCAAUACACCGCUUGGUUGGAAGAUAAUGAUCCAGAACGAGCCAUCGCCGCAGUUCAACAGCAUUUACGUGAAAAUGGCCUUGAAUGUCCGAGAUGCCACUUCAAAUAUUCACUAUCAAGGGGUGGCUGUAUGCACUUCACAUGCACGCAAUGCAAAUACGAAUUCUGCUAUGGGUGUGGAAAGCCAUUUAUGAUGGGAGCUCGCUGCGGGCUCAGCGAAUAUUGCGCUAAGCUGGGGCUACACGCGCACCACCCGCGGAACUGUCUCUUCUACCUGCGCGACAAGGAGCCUCAUGAACUGCAAACACUUCUACAGAUGAACAACGUGGAAUACGAGACAGCAGCGCCCGAGGGCAGCCCGAACCGGUGCCCCAUACAACUGCAGCGGGAGACGCCCACCGGCCUCGUGGACGGCACGUGCGGUAGCGAAGCGCCUGCCAACUAUGCCGGACUAUGCAAGAACCACUACCUGGAGUACCUGUCGCGCGUGGUGCGCGCGCGCGGCCUGGACCCGCUGCCGCUGCUGGACGUGGGCGACCUGGAGACGCUGGUGCGGCGCGCCGCGCUGCGCCCGCCGCCGCGGCCCUACGGCUCGCUGGACGGGCUCUACCGCCGCGCGCUGCAGGAGAUCGUGAAGGAGAAAAUACCCUUGGAUUGAAUUUGGAACUAUGUCCUUUUGCUGUUUUGGCUACACAAGAUUCUUUGGAAAUUAAAACAUAAUAUUGUAACAUUAUUUUUCAUUCAUUAUUAUAAUUCAAUUAAUUAUUUAUUAACAAUAAAAUAAACUAUUCAAUAAAAAUGUGGUUUAUUAUUAAACGUCGAAGGUCGUUACCUUCGUGCGAAGUUUUCAUUCAUGUGAUGCCUGUCGCGUUGUAUGUAGUGCCUGUUGGAAUGUAUCCGGCUCUCCAGGGAGUCGGGCAGGGCCCUGGCCUCGGUCUUGGCGGGGGGCGGGCGGGCGCGCGCGUCGGCGGCGGCGUCGGCGCGGCGCUGG
This is a messenger RNA of Ostrinia nubilalis (European corn borer), 10195 nucleotides long. RefSeq lists its product as uncharacterized. The transcript is spliced from 24 exons. NCBI's taxonomy places the organism in Eukaryota, Metazoa, Arthropoda, Insecta, Lepidoptera, Crambidae. Gene Ontology annotation, cellular component: LUBAC complex. Gene Ontology annotation, biological process: protein linear polyubiquitination. Gene Ontology annotation, molecular function: K48-linked polyubiquitin modification-dependent protein binding; linear polyubiquitin binding; ubiquitin protein ligase activity. The record is from RefSeq and is a predicted model, not a curated record. Bases 275 to 9862 code for a protein of 3195 amino acids.